AUGUGCGUUCCACAUUCGCAGAUGAAUGUGAUAAACAUGGACUUAAGCAAGAUAAAUGAAAUUGCAGCUACGAGCUACACGAGUAAGCCGAAAAAGAGCCUGUACGAGCUACCGCUUAACCAAUACCAGACUGUACUUUCAAUAAGAAUCGUACAAGGACGUUUUGGACAGGUGCCGUUGGUGGAGCUACAAAAUUUUGUAGUGUUUCUACCAGGGAGAGCGACGGAAGUGAUCAUCGAAAACUUAGAAAGUUUCACUCCGGGACGUUACGCAAUUGCGUAUACAGGCAGCGUGCCCAGCUCUUUCGGGGAUAAUCAAGUUCACCAUUUUAAGCUUAAGGAUCUACACGAAUAA
Acanthoscelides obtectus is the source of this 354-nucleotide messenger RNA. NCBI's taxonomy places the organism in Eukaryota, Metazoa, Arthropoda, Insecta, Coleoptera, Chrysomelidae. The record is from the annotation of a GenBank genome assembly.